AUGUGCAUGUCAGCAACUUGUGGUUUUUGCCCCACACACCUUGCUGAAGGUGGAGUAGAGUUUCACCAUGCAGAGACACAGAGCGAGUUCAGAGAGACAGAAGGAGAGACAGGAGGAUGGACAGACUAUCAUCACCACCCUUCAACUUCUGCUUUCUCCAGCUGCCAUUCAGAUCCCUCUUCAACAAAUGUGCACAUCCAUGAGUCCCCAGACGGCUGGGAGAGUUUGCUGAAAAACAUCAAAAUCAGGGCUGAGAUGUUGGUACGCAUAGUUCUGACCUUCAUUUAUUCUGCACUUCUUCUGUCAGGAGUCGGGGCCAGUAAAUGGCUGGUGUAUUUCUCCAGGACGGACAUAUGUGUUUGGGCUGGGACAACAGUAACGCUGCCGUGCCGCUAUGAUUACCCGUCGCCCUUCAGCUCCAACCGUGUUAUGUGGUUUCACAUCUCCGCUGAUGGUCGACGGGAGAUCGCUUUCCACACUGACGGGAGUCUGUUGAGCCCUUCGUACCGGGACAGGAUCAAAUACAUUGGAGGCUACAAAAGAUGCAGCCUGCAGAUCACCAAUGUGAAGCUGAGCGAUGCGGGAAUGUACCAUUUCAGAUUCGAAACGGACAACCAGCAGGGAAGAUGGACGUCUCCUGAUGCUAUCACACUGUCUGUCACAGAGCUUCAGGUUAACGUACAUCCACCCAGAAUUGGUAACAUGUUUGCUGCCGGUGAGACGGUUUUCCUGAGCUGUGUGGCGCGAGGUUGUGCUGCUCCUGGAAAGAGUUUUGCCCUUUAUCGAAACGGAGUAAACUUGGGUCAGUCCAGCAAACUAUCAGCCAUCUAUAACUUCAACAGUCAGCAUGUAGGAACCUACACCUGCCGUCCUUUACCCAUUCAAAACAUCCAGUCCCCAGGGCUCACUCUGGCUCUGGGAUAUGCUCCUCGCUACACCGCGGUUCAGAUCAGCCCUCGAGAGGCCGUCCGAGAGGGCGAUUCAGUGACUCUCACUUGCAGCAGUGAUGGAGCCCCGCCAGCAGAAAGCUUUGCCUGGUUUAAAGAAGGAGAGAGCGGCAGCCUGCCAGACAGCUUUAAACCUGAGCUGAGGCUGUGGAGUUUGGACUACAGGGACUAUGGGGAGUAUUUCUGUGUGGCUCGAAACCCGCUCGGCACCGACCGGUCCAGACCUCUUCUGCUGAACCUUACCUACUCGCCAAAAAACACAAGGAUCCUCAUCAGUCCUAAAGGAGAUAUCAUGGAGGGAUUUUCUGUCAAUCUGACCUGCAGCAGCAACGCUAACCCUCCUGUGCUGAAAUACGCCUGGUAUAAAGUGAACGGUGGUCAACCCUGGACUAAAGGCACGGCGCAAAAUCUCACCUUCUUCGGCGUGCGUUCCCAUCAUGCCGGACAGUACUACUGCACUGCGUGGAACACAUUCGGCAUGGGCACAUCGCCUACUAUUUCUCUUCCAGUGCUUUACGCCCCUAAAAACACCUCUGUUCUGGCUCAGCCCUCCACUGUGAUCGAAGCGGGCAGCUCGCUGACGCUGACCUGCAUCAGUCAGGCCAAUCCAGCGGUGGAGAACUACACCUGGCACCGGAUCAAUACGGCUGACGCCUGGGAAACUCGAUCGGGCCCCAGCUACACCAUUGCUGAGGUCAGUUCUGGAGCCAGCGGACAGUACUACUGCGAGGCCCGCAACCGCAUCGGUGCACACAGCUCCCCCAUACUCACCGUCAAGGUUCGAGGCCGACUGAAAGUGAUCGCUCUGGCAUCUGCAGUAGGGGUUUCUAUUGGAUUAAUCUCGCUGACUGUGGUCGUCAUGAUCAGUAAAAACAUGCAUCGUGUGGACACUGAAAACCUUGAGGAAGCAAAACAGUGUUCACCAGUAGUUGAUUUACCAGUGGAUGACACUUCAUUUAGUGAAUCGACUUCACAGACGUUUCUCCUCAAGGGCACAAAAAUGUCUGACAUCCCAGAGGAGCCAGAGGAGGUGUAUGAAAGUAGCCAUCCAUCCAUCGUACCCUUGAAAGAAGCAGCUCCGAGCUCUGAGGAACAGGGAAAAAUCAACUACAUUACGGUGCAUUAUUCUCGCAUGCCCAGUCGGGACCAAGUGGAGGUCACAAACAUACCGCUAGAUGGAGGGAAGAAGGUCAAAGAUGGCGCUAAUGUGGUUUAUUCUGUUCUUGCCAUGCAGUCAAGAGAGGGAAUGGAAGAGUCUGGAAUCUGAAGGUCGAUUAGAGAAACAAAUCACAACAAUUGUGAAAAUACACAGGGAUUUUUGUUUACUACUAAAGCAUGAGUGUCAGAGACUUGAGAACCACACAAUUCAAAGAAAUUUAGUGGCCUGUUCAGUUGUGUUUGUUCAAAAGAUCAGGAUUUUAAUUUUUUUUGUCUUUUAAGGCUGCAUUAACUUGAUCAAACAGCAGUAAAAACUACAAUUCUGAAAUGUUUUUUCAAUUUAAAACUGUUUUAUGAUUACAUACAGUACAUGUUAACAGUUCGUUUUCAUCUACACUAUCUGACAAAAGUCUUGUCGUUGAUCACAGUUAUAAGAGCAAAAAAUAAUAACUUGACUUUUAGUUGAUCAUUUGGAAAAGUGUCAGAAGGUAGAUUUUUCUGAUGAAUCAACUGCAUCUCAAUCAUCACAAAUACUGCAGAAGACCUAUUGGAACCUGCAUGGCUCAAGAUUCUCACAGAAAUCAGACAAGUUUGGUGAAGAAAAAAUCAUGGUUUGGGGUUGCAUUCAGUAUGGGGGUUUGCAAGAGAUCUGCAGAGUGGAUGGCAAGAUCAACAGCCUGAGGUAGAGACAUUACAUUACAUUACAAACCACAGGAGAGGGCAAUUUCUUCAGCAGGAUAGCGCUCCUUCUCAUACUUCAGCCUUCACAUCAGUUUCUGAAAGCAAAGGAGGUCAAAGUGCUCCAGGAUUGGCCAACCCAGUCACCAGACAUAAUUAUUGAGCAUGUCUGGGGUAAGAUGAGGGAGGAGGCAUUGAAGAUGAAUCAUUUUAGAGAUGUAUCGAUACAGUCCUCCAAGCUCAUGGAGUCAUAUACAGAACAAUAUUAUUUCUUUUUCCACUGCACCAUGACUUUAUAUUCUAUACUAUACAUUAUUUCAUAUUUUAUUUUGGUAAAAUAAGCAUAAUCUAGAGGCCUUUGCCUUUCAUAUAAGCCACUUCUGAUACCAAAUGAUCAGCUAGAAGUCUAGAAGUUAUUAUUUGUUGUUCCUAAAACUUGGAUAGGCGACAAAACUUGUCAGGUAGUGUAUCUUCAGUAUUACAUAACAAAACAUUUAUUAUUGCUAUUGAUGUUUAAAGUGGUUUUGUAGAAUAGGGAUACAUGUUUUUUUUACUUUGUUUAACAACGUUCAAAAGAACAGCAUUUACUUGAAACAUUUUUUUUUGGUACAUUAUAAAAGCAUUUACGGUCACUUGAUUUUAUCACUUAAUUUAAUGCAUCCUUGCUGAGGAAAAGUAUUAAGGAUUAAUAAGUCAUACUAAACCCAAACUUUUGAACUAAUUUAUCAGUUAUAAAGCUCUUUCUGAUUCGGAUUCUGUAAUACCAGUAACAACUGUCUAAUGCAUUUAAUAAAAUAAAUAAAUACCCCAAUUAAAUACCUGGAACACAGGCAUUAUAUG
Danio aesculapii is the source of this 3623-nucleotide messenger RNA. Its product is annotated as B-cell receptor CD22. The record is from RefSeq and is a predicted model, not a curated record. The transcript is spliced from 12 exons. Lineage: Eukaryota; Metazoa; Chordata; Actinopteri; Cypriniformes; Danionidae. Bases 1 to 2214 code for a protein of 737 amino acids.